AUCCCCGGAUGAUGGCGGUAGCAGCUCCCUGCUAGAAGGCAGCUUACUGCCUCGCAGAAGCUGGCGGGCACCGUGCCCGCCACGGUCGGUCUCCCGGGCACUGGGCCACCGCCCCACCCCCUACCCCCGGACAUGGAGCCAGAGCCAGCGACUCAGAAGCAGCCCCGACCGCGGAGGAGAAGCCGCAGGGCCUCAGUGCUCAGCGAGGACCGAGCCGCAGGGCCUCCGGCCGACACCCCCGGGCCGGCGGCGGACGGGAGAUGCUCCCUUCGGAGAGGCAGCUCCUUCACAUUUUUAACACCCGGUCCUUCGUGGGACUUUACUUUGAAAAGAAAGCGAAGAGAGAAAGAGGAUGAUGUUGUAAGCCUUAGCAGCCUCGAUCUGAAGGAGCCAAGCAAUAAAAGAGUUCGGCCUCUCGCUCGGGUCACAUCCUUGGCAAACUUAAUCUCUCCCGUCAGAAAUGGAGCAGUCAGGCGCUUUGGUCAAACCAUACAGUCAUUUACCCUUCGUGGUGACCACAGAUCUCCAGCUUCUGCCCAGAAGUCAUUCAGCAGGUCUACAGUCCCAACACCCACAAAGAGAAGAAGUAGUGUGCUAUGGUCGGAGAUGCUAGACAUCAGUAUGAAGGAGUCCUUGACCACUCGAGAGAUCAAACGUCAGGAGGCAAUAUAUGAAUUGUCCCGAGGCGAACAGGACUUAAUCGAGGAUCUCAAGCUUGCUAGAAAGGCCUACCAUGACCCCAUGUUAAAGUUGUCCAUCAUGUCAGAAGAGGAACUCACACACAUAUUUGGCGAUUUGGAUGCUUACAUACCUCUGCAUGAAGAUUUGUUGGCAAGAAUAGGAGAAGCAACCAAGCCUGACGGGACAGUGGAACAGAUCGGUCACAUUCUCGUGAACUGGUUACCAGGCCUGAAUGCCUACAAAGGCUACUGUAGUAACCAGCUGGCGGCCAAGGCUCUUCUGGAUCAGAAGAAACAAGACCCAAGAGUCCAAGACUUCCUCCAGCGCUGUCUGGAGUCUCCCUUCAGUCGGAAACUAGAUCUUUGGAGUUUCCUAGAUAUCCCUCGAAGUCGCCUUGUCAAAUACCCUUUACUGUUAAAAGAAAUCCUUAGACACACUCCAAAAGACCAUCCUGAUGUUCAGCUUCUGGAGGAAGCAGUAUUGAUAAUACAAGGGGUUCUUUCUGAUAUCAACUUGAAGAAAGGUGAAUCCGAGUGUCAGUAUUACAUCGACAAGCUGGAGUACCUGGAUGAGAAGCAGAAGGACCCCAGGAUUGAAGCUAGCAAAGUGCUGCUGUGCCAUGGGGAGCUGAAGAAUAAAAGUGGCCAUAAACUGUACAUUUUCCUGUUUCAAGACAUUUUGGUUUUGACUCGGCCUGUCACACGAAAUGAGCGUCACUCCUACCAGGUUUACCGGCAGCCAAUCCCAGUGCAGGAGCUGGUGCUGGAAGACCUGCAGGAUGGGGAUGUGCGCAUGGGUGGUUCCUUCCGAGGGGCCUUUGGCAACUCAGACAAAGCUAAAAACAUCUUUCGAGUCCGCUUCCGGGACCCCUCUCCAGGCCAGUCCCACACACUACAAGCCAACGACGUGUUCCAUAAGCAGCAAUGGGUCAACUGCAUCCGGACCGCCAUCACCCCUUUCCAGCGGGCUGCCAGCCCCCUGGAGCUGCAGGGCCUGCCGGAGCUCCACGAGGAGUGUGAGGAGAACAACCCAUCAGUUGGGAAUCUCCAAGCCCAGCGAAGGUCAUCCAUGGUGCCCGGGUUUACUCAGGUAGAUGAUGAAAGCGUGCUGGAAUGUGGCUCCAGUGUCCAGACGGCCGAAGACACCAAGAGCGUGAAGGCACCUCGAGGCCAGCCUGGCUUACGAAGAGCAAGGGACAGAGCCCAGUCAGGCGGUGGCAGAAAAGAGACUCUGGUGUAAAUGUGUGCUCUCUGGUGGGAGGCUGUUUAUUUAUAAAUUUGUACAGUUUUCGUCUUAUAAUGGGAGCAUCCUAGGGUACUCUGUGCCAGCUCUGAUGUGUUCUUGGUUUGGGUUUCU
Messenger RNA from Peromyscus californicus insignis, 2037 nucleotides. RefSeq names its product neuroepithelial cell transforming 1 (gene Net1). Gene Ontology annotation, molecular function: guanyl-nucleotide exchange factor activity. Lineage: Eukaryota; Metazoa; Chordata; Mammalia; Rodentia; Cricetidae. Gene Ontology annotation, biological process: positive regulation of Rho protein signal transduction; intracellular signal transduction. The record is from RefSeq and is a predicted model, not a curated record. The coding region runs from base 133 to 1920 and encodes 595 amino acids. The transcript is spliced from 12 exons.